AAAAAUAUCCUUUUUCCCUCCUCCUCUAUUUGACUCUGCCACCUCCGUCUCUCAACCACGACGUCGUCGUCUUCCGCUUUCUCUUCAGCUUGGUAAACUCAGAAACUUAACUCACGCGUGUUCUCAAAAGCAGAAAAUGACCGUGAUAGAUUUGAUCACCAGAGUCGAUGCGAUUUGCAAGAAAUAUGAAAAAUACGAUGUUGAUAAGCAGAAAGACAACAACGUAGCCGGCGAUGACGCUUUCGCUCGCUUAUACGGCGUUGUAGAGGCCGACCUCGAUUCUGCUCUUCAGAAAUCGGAGGCGGUUGCAACGGAAAAGAAUCGGGCGACAGCAGUAGCCAUGAACGCGGAGAUUCGAAGAACGAAAGCUAAAUUGCUUGAAGAAUUCCCGAAGUUACAGAGACUUGCUUUUAAAAAGGUCAAAGGGCUUCCAAAGGAAGAGCUUGAGGCUAGAAGUGAUUUAGUUGCUUCACUCAAAGAUAGGAUUGAAGCCAUACCUGAUGGAUCAACAACUGCGGCUAAACAAAGUGACGGUGGGGCAACUUCGGCCUCGUAUACAGGAAUCAAAAUUGACUCAUAUUCAGAAGGGAAAUUUGAUAAUGAGUAUUUUCAAGAAACCGAAGUGUCGAACCAGUUCAGAAGAGAGUAUGAAAUGCGAAGGGUGAAACAGGAUCAAGGUUUAGAAGUUAUAGCAGAAGGAUUGGACACGUUGAAAAACAUGGCCCAUGACAUGAAUGAGGAAUUGGAUAGACAAGUGCCUAUGAUGGAUGAAAUAGAUGAAAAGGUUGACAGGGCCACCUCUGACCUGAAAAGUACUAAUGUGAGGCUCAAGGACACUGUAAACCAGCUUAGGUCCAGCCGCAACUUCUGCAUUGAUAUCAUCCUCUUGUGUAUUAUCUUAGGCAUUGCUGCCUAUUUGUACAAUGUCUUGAAGUGAAAUUGGCGUUGAAGCUACAACUUCCACGACUUAUCUUCUUUUCCAUGGCUUUAGCUUCUGUCUGCAUUGACAUGUUCACACAUGUAUUGUGGUGCAUUGUGUCUCCCUGGCUUGAGAAUUUUUAAUGUUUAAUGUUUAUAUUUUUGACACCUAACAGAAGUUGAGCAUGUGUUUGUUGUUAAUUUUUAGUUUGGGGUGUUUUAUGGGAGCUUUUUCUUGUUUUAUAUAAGCACUAAAAUUUCAGGGCUAUGACCACCCAUUUGUUUUA
Messenger RNA from Mangifera indica (mango), 1205 nucleotides. RefSeq names its product syntaxin-71-like. Gene Ontology annotation, cellular component: SNARE complex; membrane; endomembrane system. Gene Ontology annotation, biological process: intracellular protein transport; vesicle fusion. The transcript has 9 exons. The record is from RefSeq and is a predicted model, not a curated record. Bases 137 to 937 code for a protein of 266 amino acids. Lineage: Eukaryota; Viridiplantae; Streptophyta; Magnoliopsida; Sapindales; Anacardiaceae. Gene Ontology annotation, molecular function: SNARE binding; SNAP receptor activity.